Molecule: messenger RNA, 1185 nt
Organism: Amphimedon queenslandica
Lineage: Eukaryota; Metazoa; Porifera; Demospongiae; Haplosclerida; Niphatidae
Product: heat shock 70 kDa protein 12A-like
Exons: 5
Coding region: 1-1185 (394 amino acids)
Source: RefSeq, a predicted model, not a curated record
AUGCCUUUGAUCUGCAUCAAGCUUCAAAAUCCUUGGAAUGAAGCUAAAAUUAGUGGAUUGCGUAUUCUCAUUGAAAGAUUGCUACCAAAAGAACUGAGACAAUCAAUAAUGAAAUGUAUCACUAUUGAGCCAGGAUCUGUUGUCAUUAAGUUACAUAUUCUUGACAUUACAGCUGAUAGUCUAAUAGAAUAUACUGGAGGAAAUUUAUACAUUAAUGACCAUCCUGUCCUUGAAGAAGAUGAGAAUAUGAACUUCACCUUUGAACUAGCUCUUCUUGAGGCAGUCACAGCUGGUAAUAAUGAAAGAGCAGAUUUUCUUUGUACACUUAGACCACCAUUAUCACAAGCUGAGAAGAUACAGACACCAACUCCUAGACUACAAGAAAGCAAUUGUAUAGCAGCUAUUGACUUUGGAACCUCAUCUCUAUCAGUAGCAUAUACCACUCCAACUGAUGAUCAGAUCAGACUGGUACCACUUCACAGCACCCUUGAAAGAGUCCCUAAUGCUAUACUAAUCAUGAAGGACCAGAAGAAUCAACAAUGUGAAGUCAUUGGGAUUGGUAAUAUGGCACAAAGCAUCAUGUACUGCAGUGAUUUAAAGAAAGGUGCCAAAAACUUCAUUUACUUUGAAAGAAUAAAGAAUUUACUAGAAAGAGAUAACUCAGUAAACCGUACUACUGAAGUCUCUUCAUUCACUGGUGGAUCUUAUUAUCUUAUUGAAGUUAUAGCUUUUAUACUAACACAUCUCAAGGAGAAGCUACUGACUGAUGAGCUAAAGGAAGUUUACAAGUCAACUGAUUUUGAUUGGGUCAUUACUGUUCCUGCUAUAUGGAAAGCAAGAGCAAGAAGAAUGAUGAGAGAAGCUGCUUAUAUGGCUGGUCUCACUUCUGAUGCUCCUGGUAUAACAAGGUUCACUCCAGUUGGUUCCCCUUUACCACGUCCAGAGGAGGUUAAUCCUGAGAAGCUAUCAUUAGCUCUAGAACCAGAAGUAGCUGCUAUAUAUGCACAGCAUCAGUCAGAAGUAUCAGGAACACCUCCACAGAGAUAUAUGGUAGUUGAUAUAGGAGGAGGUACAGUUGAUAUUACUGUACAUGAUAAGAGUAACAGGAGAAUUAGUGUAGUACUACCACCAAUGGGCAACACUUGGGGAGGAACAACCAUCAACGAGACACCUACGGCUUUUUAA